UUAAAUGGGGAUCAAUUUGCCUGAGAGCAAGGAUCAGACCAAAGUCCCGUCUAGUUUGGUACUCUGUUUCCAACAGCAGCCAAUCCGAUGGCUCUGGAAACUCACAAACACAUUAGGGCGAUGGCUUUCCUGUGCUAUCCCGUGAUACGGCCUUUCUCUUUACUUAACUCACUCUACAUAGAGGUUCCAUUUCACUAUCAUGAACAGCAGGUGAAAGCAGAUUUUGCAUUUCUCUUCUCUGCCUUGAAGCCCCCAAAAAGCCUCCAGUGGGCAUUACCAGAACGUGUGGCUGUGAACUGAUGAAUUGCACACUGCAUGAAGAAAUCCUUCUGUCAGUCCUGCUCUCCCACAGGACAGAUGUUUGCUUCUUGCUGCCCGCUCGCUGACUUCUCGUUUUGUUUGGUUUUCAGGUGGAGCAGAUACCUGAAGAUAAAAUUUACAAAGAACGACAGCAUACAGGCUGAAGUUGAUCUGCUUGGUUAUUGUGCCAAAGAAUGGAAAGAAGAAACAGAGCAAGCCAGGCAGAUGAGAGAGGCCUAUGAAGAACUGUUUUGGAAACAUCAUGUAAAAUACAUACGUCAAGUCAGGGAAGAUAACUACUGCGUGUUGAGAGCUGUAUUGUUUCAGAUAUUCAGCCAAGGUAUUCCUCUUCCACCCUGGAUGAAGGCAAUAGAUGUUCUCAAGCUCCCCGAGAAACUUCUUUACUCGCAAGGUUGUAAUUGGAUCCAGCAAUAUAGUUUUGGACCAGAACAGUAUACCAGCUCAAAUACAUUAGGGAAAUUACGCAAAUGUAUCGAUAUGUUAAAAAAUCAGUGGGUGGAAAUCAGUAGCAUUAAGGACCCAUAUGAAAGAGGAAAUCUGUGCAGUGCUCUUUUUGGUGAUGAAAGUACGGAGCACCAGAUGUACGAAGCUGUAAAAUUCAUCAUGCUAUACCAAGUAAUAGAAGCCUAUGAAUGCUUGGCCAACAAGGAGCACAUCCCAAGCUUUUUUCAUCUCCUUUUCACGCGUGACACCUCCUUGGACCCUCUGAGUUACAUGAUGAAUCAUCUGAAUUCAGUAGGAGACAAGAGAGGCCUUGACCAGGUUGAUAUGUUCCUCCUUGGGUAUACUCUGAAAGUGAAGAUAAUCGUUUACAGACCGUUUAAGUUUAACUCAGCAGAUUUUCAAGUAAACUAUAUGGAGGCGUAUCAGAGGGACUGGCAUGAAGUCUUUCUUCUCACUGAAGAUGACCAGCACUAUCACAUCCCUGUUACCCAGAUAUAAAACUGAUUUCUGGUGGAGUAUCAGAAGCGCCUGACAUCAGAUCCCCAACUGAAAAGCCGCGUUAGACUGUUGGGCUUAGAAUUUGGGAAGCCUACCAACAGGUCCGUGCUCAGCCACGAAGCGCACUGGAUGGCCGUGGGCCAGGCCGCCACUCCUCAGCUUAACCUACCUUACAAGUUUGUUGUUAGAGUAAGCUGAGUUAACUCCAUGUAUGCCUGCCAACCUUUGGUCCACCAACAGGAGAACUCUGAACACCCUCACCAAGAAACAAUUCGCUUCAGCGGAAACUCGCAGUCAAAAUAGUUUACAGUCCAUAUAAGAGCCAAACUAGACAUGAUGGUCAACACCGUUUUAGAGAUUUUAUUCCUUUUAAAUUGUUGUGAAUGCCUGAUACUGAUACCCACACCUUUCCAAGUGCUUGAAAAGGCACAGGGAAGAGACAGAAUCUCCUCCCCCCGACCCACCCCGUUUUGUAGCAUUUUUUAAAUGAACAAAAUCUUCUCUAAAAUAGUGUCUGCGGUCCCAGGUCUGCCCUUUGGCCGCAGUCACGUCUAGUUUGGCCCUGAGUUGGGGACGUAUAUCUGUCCUUUGAGUCUGCAAUCAGAAUUCCACAGAAGUAAAAGAUUUUGCUCAUAUAAUUUCCAGUACAGUCCUCAGUUGAACGGCUGGAGCUUGUGAUCCUGGCAUGACCCCUGACCCCUCAUCACUGCGCUAAGAGUCCUCUAAGGGUCCUUACAACCACUAAUCAGAUUCUGCCAAUAGACAGCUGUUCCUGUGUCAUGCAAUGUCUGAAACCUGGCUUUGCCAUUGGAAAAGACGCUCAGUAGGAACGGAAGCCACUUUCAAUCCUGCCUGACUCCCUGGCCGGGGUGCCUGUUUCAUGCAUGCCUUUGCAGAUGCAUGUCUGUUACAUCCUUGUUUUAUGUUCUCUCAUGUAUAUACCUGGGGAAAAAAUUGUAACAUGUGAAGUGGGUUGGAGACUACCGUUGCAUUUGUCCACAUCCUGUUCAAAAGAACAGCAGCAGCAACCUGGCAUGCAGAUGCUGGAUGACUCUCUCACACCUGCUUUCCCCUGUGUAUGUAAUUCCAUAAACCUCCACUGCUUGCAGCCAACCCAGUAUAUUCCUCUAAUCUGCUUGGUUGCUGUUGCAAGCGUCGCUUGUGCUUCUGCAAUUCUCAGUAGGGUUGGGCAAACCCCACCCUGCUAAAAUGUUGUUAUUAGGCCCACUAAUUAUGAGCUCCUCCUAUGAAAGGUUAAAAAAAAGGGACUGCGUUCCAAAUUGUAAUGCUUUGGCAAAUGUAUGUCUUCACCACGCUGCUUUGCUAGCAUGGGCUGGGCAAGUGGGGGAGGUGUCAGUUGAGCAACCAUGUGAUGCUCCCAUGUACACGGCUGGAUUGCAGUUCAGCCUGGCCAGAGUUCUGCAAAUUAUAGUACUUUUUUCCAGUUGAGUCAAUUUUAGCUGUUGGGAAGGAAGGAAAGACCCCUUCUCAUGCUGAUCAAGGAACGCCAAGUUUUUCAACAGAGGCUACUGGUCUUGGCUGCCUGGUCUGCAUAUACAUCCCACAUCAUAUCUGCACAAAAUAUGUCUAGUUACAGAGUAAGAAUGAUUUAAGGGUAAGGUUGCCUUGCUCCGUGAUAAAUGAGUAUUGUAAGCAGUGAAAAUUUGUACCGUGAGCUGCUAUUUUCAAAUGUUGUCAGCAUCACUACAUCUUAAUUAGGGUAUCUUAAUACAUAUUAAGUAGCAAUCAGUAGAACUGACUGUGUGCAUUCUGCCAUAAUUGAGGCAGUGCCUGUGCUCCAAAUUCUACCGGGAAAAGCUGGGUUCUGUAACUUGCAUAGAUUAUACAAGUUAGCACCUUUGUAUACCGGUAAUUUAUUGUGCAGAAUAAUUCUGCAAACUCUACAACUUCUUAUGAUUCUGGUUUUGUUCAUCCAGCAAUGAAGCACAGAGCUAUAUAGGGCACUGAAACCCUGCCUUCCCCAGCCUCUGGAUCCUGAGAUUUCAUCAAACAUUCCUUUUCCACACCUUCAAGCAUGUUUUUACAGCUAUAGGGACUAGAAACUUGCCUCCUAAAAGCAUGGAAGCUGAGAUUUUUACAAAGCUGACUUACGUGGCCAGCAUCACGUUUUGGUACUUUCUGCAUUCACAUGGAGUCAUGGCACAUGCACAGCUCUGGUUACAAUCCCUUUUGACAAAAGUAACUGUGCCUAUUUUAAAGGAACAUAUGCCUAAGUACUCUAUUAAAUGUAUUAAAAUAUUAAACUAUA
This is a messenger RNA of Eublepharis macularius, 3532 nucleotides long. RefSeq names its product OTU deubiquitinase with linear linkage specificity like (gene OTULINL). Gene Ontology annotation, cellular component: cytoplasm. Lineage: Eukaryota; Metazoa; Chordata; Lepidosauria; Squamata; Eublepharidae. Bases 316 to 1263 code for a protein of 315 amino acids. Gene Ontology annotation, biological process: protein linear deubiquitination. Gene Ontology annotation, molecular function: cysteine-type deubiquitinase activity. The record is from RefSeq and is a predicted model, not a curated record. The transcript has 6 exons.